Molecule: messenger RNA, 1467 nt
Organism: Terrapene triunguis (Three-toed box turtle)
Lineage: Eukaryota; Metazoa; Chordata; Testudines; Emydidae
Gene: CDC37
Product: cell division cycle 37
Exons: 7
Coding region: 41-1063 (340 amino acids)
Biological process (GO): protein stabilization; protein folding
Cellular component (GO): cytoplasm
Molecular function (GO): protein-folding chaperone binding; protein kinase binding; heat shock protein binding
Source: RefSeq, a predicted model, not a curated record
AAAAGCUGUAAAUUGAUCUCUGCAGGCCCGAGUGGAGAGGAUGGAGCAGUUCCAGAAGGAGAAAGAAGAGCUGGAUAAAGGGUGCAGGGAAUGCAAACGGAAACUAGCCGAGUGCCAGAAGAAAAUGAAGGAGCUGGAGGUGGCAGACGCGGAGAGCGGGAAAGGGGAGCUGCAGAGACUUCAGGCCGAAGCACAGCAGCUGAGAAAAGAAGAGAAGAGCUGGGAAAAGAAGAUUGAGGAGCUGAGGAAGAAGGAGAAGAACAUGCCCUGGAACGUGGACACCCUGAGCAAAGACGGCUUCAGCAAGAGUGUUGUCAACGUCAAACCUGAAGAGGAGGACGAAUCGGAGGAACAAAAAGAGAAGAAACACAAGACGUUUGUGGAGAAGUACGAGAAGCAGAUCAAACACUUUGGGAUGCUGCGGCGCUGGGACGACAGCCAGAAGUAUCUAUCUGAUAACCCGCAUCUGGUGUGUGAAGAGACCGCCAAUUACCUGGUCAUCUGGUGCAUUGAUCUGGAAGUGGAAGAGAAACACGCCCUGAUGGAGCAGGUCGCCCACCAGACCAUCGUGAUGCAGUUCAUCCUAGAGCUGGCCAAGAGCCUGAAGGUGGACCCCAGAGCUUGUUUCAGACAGUUCUUCACCAAAAUCAAGACGGCCGAUCAGCAGUACAUGGAGGGGUUCACCGAUGAGCUGGAGGCCUUCAAGGAGCGGGUGAGAGGCCGUGCCAAGGUGCGCAUCGAGAAAGCCAUGAAAGAGUAUGAAGAGGAGGAGCGGCAGAAACGGCUGGGCCCGGGCGGGCUGGAUCCCGUGGAGGUGUACGAAUCCCUCCCGGCUGAGCUGCAAAAGUGUUUCGAUUCGAAAGACGUUCAGAUGCUGCAGGAUGCAAUCAGCAAAAUGGAGCCUGCUGAAGCGAAGUACCACAUGCAGCGCUGCAUCGAUUCUGGGCUCUGGGUGCCGAAUGCCAAGACGGCGGAGGGAGCGGAGAAGGGAGGCGAGGAGGCGGAGGCUGUCUACGAGGAGGUCAAGAAGGAGAGCAGCGAGGAGGAGAAAGGAAACCCAUGAACUACUGCUGGAAAUGCGUAAAGCAGACUGUCCCCUCACCUCUCCCCCACUGCCACCAUCCUACCCCCUCUCGCCUUCCUCUCGCACCCGAUUAUCCCUCAGGAUGCCACAUGCUUUACACACGUAGACACUUUGUGAAUGUGUGAGCUGCUUGCUGGCUCUUUGUAUCCAGCGCCAAGCCCUGGCUGCCUUUGGGGAGCAGCCGGAAGCCCCUGUGUUAGCAGUGGGGAAGUCCCAGUCAGUUACUCCAGUGAGCCGGGAGCUCAAAGGGACUUGGCAUAUGGCAGUUUAGGUUCCAGGUCUCACUCUGGUGAUGCUGGGCAAUGUAAUAGUUACAAAUGUGCCGUCGUAUCUUUUCUGUUGGUGCCCAGUAAGGCGAUUACAUGAAUAAAGAGAUUGAAGUA